Messenger RNA from Ostrea edulis (European flat oyster), 2996 nucleotides. Its product is annotated as G-protein coupled receptor 83-like. Gene Ontology annotation, cellular component: plasma membrane; neuron projection. NCBI's taxonomy places the organism in Eukaryota, Metazoa, Mollusca, Bivalvia, Ostreida, Ostreidae. The record is from RefSeq and is a predicted model, not a curated record. Gene Ontology annotation, molecular function: neuropeptide Y receptor activity; neuropeptide binding. The coding region runs from base 133 to 1344 and encodes 403 amino acids. Gene Ontology annotation, biological process: G protein-coupled receptor signaling pathway. The transcript has a single exon.
UUAGAUCAUCUCUUUCAUCGAAAUUUUCUAUUCUGAUUCUGAUUUUCUGGAGAAAUUGUUUUUUAUAUCUAGAACGAAUUACAAAAGAACUCCAAUACACUUUUUGAAGACUUUAAGCAUGAAGUGCUAGAAAUGACCCUUCCCGUUAUGGACGAGCUGGAUAGAUUUUUAAGCGAAACAGAUAACGCAACGCUAUUUUUGCUCUUCAACGAAACCUCUCGAGGAAACGGCCCGGCUAUUUAUUCUCAUUCGGACACACACUCCUCGCACGCCGCCCUGCUCAUCUCUUUUGGGAUUUUAGUAGUCGCGUCUUUCAUGUCGAAUAUCUUCGUUUGCUGUGUUAUUAUGCGAAAUAAGAAAAUGCACACCGUCACUAACAUGUUCAUGUUGAAUAUGGCCGUGUCUGAUCUGAUUUUAGUACUUCUGAACGUGCCACUGAAUCUAGCAAGACAUAUCAUGAAUGAAUGGACUCUCGGAAAACCCCUCUGUCAUCUGCUCAACUAUUCUUUAAUGGCUUCGGUAUAUGUGUAUUCCUUCACCUUAACCGCCAUAGCAUUAGAUAGACAUCGGGUUCUUCUGUAUCCUCUUCACCCCAGAAUUACCAAGAAACAAUGUCUGACGGUCAUGUUUUUGAUUUGGACUUUCUCGUUCGCCUUAGCCAUUCCCUAUGGAAUUUUUACAGAGGUGGGAUAUGUGGAUAUAUUUGUUGCUCGAAUACAACGAUGUAAAUCCAAUUACCCAGAUCCCAGAGGGGUUUGGGAGCAGUGUCUCACAAUCUUUACAAUAACGUUACAAUAUGUGCUUCCGUUGAUCAUUAUUGGUUUGGCGUAUUGUCGUGUGGUGCACAAGCUCUGGCUCCGAACACAUCUUGGUGUUGUCACGGAAGUACAACGAGUGAUCCAAAUUAAUGCCAAAAGAAGAAGUAUAAAAUUGCUAAUUGCUGUAGUGGUCGUUUUUGCCAUUUGCUGGAUGCCUCUGAAUUUAUAUCACAUUCUUACAGACUUCCACCCCGAUACCACCGUGUUUUAUUACAGCAGUACCGGCUUCUUCAUCUGUCACUGGAUUGCUAUAAGCAGUACGUGUAUCAAUUCUGUGCUGUAUUGUUGGAUGAAUCCGACCUUCCGUUCUCAGCUUAGACCCACGUGUUGUGGGGCACCUGCAAGAAACCAGUUUGAACAAGAUUACUUUGACGCGUAUUUAGCAUCUAGACAGAAUGUGCGAUAUUGCACUGUGAAUUCCUCGUCGUCCACUGAUGGCCAGCGUGCUGAUCGCACAUUAACAAAAAAAUUCUCAUACAAAAUAACAUUCAAGUCGAAGGUGAAAUACAACGAAACAUAUCUUUAAUAUUUAUACAUGUUUUUGAAACUUGAAAAAAGGUAUUUUUAUGUUUCAUAUGUGUGUUGUCAUAUAAAGCAAUUAAGUUAUGAAAUUAAGAAAACUGGGGAGUCAAUAUAGGUUUUGUUUUUCGAAAUUCCAAUCCCAAGCGUACGCACGUUUUCAACCUUCAUCGGCAUCGAUCAAUGCUUGUAAUGUGUUUCAAAUUGUAAAUAAAAGUAUUUGCUAGUCCGUUAGUGUAAAUCAAGAUAGAAACAUUACAAGAGAAUUAACUGAUUCUUAAUAGAGUAGAUGCUGAAACCGGCUACCAGAGCUAAUCAAACGAUAGCUGGUCCGCGAUCUUUGACACGUACUAUUUCGGUGCGGAUCCUAGUAUUUCACGAAACGUUGGCGUUCAAUAUUGGUCCAGGUAUCGCCCACUGAAAAUUUUUAAUGUAGAAUUUAGAAAAAUUUUAUUGCUAAAAAUAUUAGCUACAUAUAUACUAAAUACAAUAUAUUGCAUCACAACAUAUCAUAAUUUAAUUUUACUUGUAACACGCAAUUUGAUUGGCUGAGCACGCUGAAAAAAAUUUCGUUUAUAUAGUAUAAAUGUAACUUAGUAUGGGGACCCCCCCCCCCUCCACCCACCCCUUGACAAACAAGACGGCACUACUUUUUCUUUUCUAGUUUUACAGUUUUUCGCGGUUUAUAAGUGUAAACUGCCCCAAACCAAUUUAUAUCGUAUAAGAUUAAAAAAAAAUUAAAUGCAUUCCUUAAAUCAAUAUGAAAACAUAAGAAAACCAACUUGAAUAUAGAGAUGUAACGUAGAAAGAGGAUUGUGUUUGAAUUAUUUUAACUGCAUUUUAAUGAUAAACCCAUGUUGUACUCUUUAGGUUAAGUGUAUCCAUACGCAGUGAUAAUCCUAUUUAAAGUUGAAAUUCAUGAAAUAUUAACCAUCAGUUUCAGGGAAAACGAAAUGAAUGUAAAUAUUGCUAGUUGCCUUCCUUUGCAGAUUCAGAAAAAAGUCUGUUUCAUUUUUGUUAUGGAAUUAUUCAUCCUUAUUCAAACAAUUUGCCCUAAUGCAUUAGAGAAUCUUAAAUAAUAUUUGCUCAUAAAUGCAAAGUCGGAAUCACUAAAUUCUGGUAGCCGUAUGAAUACUGUCGAAUAUGUCGUCUGCAUCUCGGCUACAUGUAUCGGUAAUUUUGUAAUAAUAAUAGUAACAAUCUAUACCAUACUACCCCCUAAUAAAAUUGUUAUUACCCCUUAUUAGGGGGUGGUAUGGUAUAGACCCCUACUGUUAUCAUUACAAACAAAAUUACCGGUUCCUGUGCUCGCGAUCGACCGCACGUGCGCAGAAUGAAAACAAAGCUUUGUUGUGCAUUCCCGUCUCAGACAACGAAAUGCACCUCAUUUGAUGUCUAGAGAAGUUUAUCUUAUCUCUAAUGUGCACGUGGUCAAUAUCACCAAGCAAACACAAGAAAUUAAUCCAAGUGCGGGAGUUUUCAACAAUUCUUCAUUCAAUAUUUGUACUUUCAAUUACUCGAAGUGACAACAUGGCCGACUGGCAUACAUGUACCUACGCUGAUUACAAUUAGAUAUGUUUGAAAAGAUAUGAAGUGUUAAAGUUCAGAUUGUACAAUUUUGUUAAUAAUUUGUUAUUUAUGAUAUAUGAUAGAAAAUCA